AUGGUCCAGCGAGUACUUGGGGACAGGGGUCCCUGCAGACCAGUUGUGGCACUUUCGAAGACGAACAUCGACUCAUUCAAUGAUGCUGCAAAUCGGACUUCACGCCUCCCAGUCACAGAAGGUUCUUCGAAUGCGUUGUCAACGCUUCCCCUACAGGCUCUAAUAGAUCACUGCAACAUCCACGCCUGUGAGAUAACGUUCCGUCUCGACUCCGGCAAGGUGUUUCAGGCCACCACAACGCGCCCGGAACCCCAAGAAGUUCACGAUGAGGAGCUCCUGACACGCCAAGUUUCUCGCUCAUCCGUGUAUACAGUUGAAGGUCAGCAUUUCCGUAUCCUCACACGGUCUGUGGUGAAUGAUUUUGAUCAGGAAGAAACUGCUUCCGGAAGCGGACAGGCUCGCAGCCUGCCAAUUGCAGAUCGUCGUAGUCAGACCACGAAGAGGAAGAGGAAAGGCUCCAGCUCCCAUACUCCUGCUUCACGCAUAAAGCGGAGACCUGCUGAAAACCGCCGAGCCGCAAUUAAAUCAGGUUGCAACUCCGACUCCGUGGACGAGAACGAGAACGAUGACGAGGACGCGGACGAGGACGCGGACAACGCCGAGGACGACUCCGACUCCGACUCCGAGGACGAAAUCGAUGAGUUGGAAGGUGCCGAAACGGAAAUGGAACAGUUCAGGAUAGACGAGGUAUUCCUUCGCUAUUACGAACCUGCCUUCCGGUCGAUCAACCAGCUUGUCUGCAAGGACAUUUCGAAGUUGUGGAUCCGCUUUUGUCAUCCAGGAAAGCAGACUACCCACCCUUAUAAUGGUGGGAAGUCUACCAGUGAGAAGUCUACCAGUGAGAAGUCACAGGCAGAGCAUGGAUACUUAGGGCACUUCACCAAACCAGAUUACUGGCCCUCCGAUGAAGGUUGGAAAGCGUUUACAGCGUCACCGCGUCGGCAAACAGAGCCAGCGUGUCGGCACAUAGAGCCAGAUCACGAGAAGAAAGCUGGUCAGUCUACUUAUGAGCUUGCCCCGAUGUUGGAGCUAAUUUCCCAUCCAGAAAGGCUUUUACUACUUGUCCACCUUCUCCGAAGUCAAAAUAAAGGUUUCAAGGAUGGCGUUUUCACUCUUGACAAGAUGGCGAAAAGCACCAAGGGUAUUCAUCUGGAGUAUCCAGGGCGCUGGACCACGCAAUGUGUCGAACGCCUUAAGGAAAUAUAUCGAGUGAGGGCUAUGGAGAUGAAAUAUGAGGCGGGUGAAAUUGAUGGAAGUACUCUGGUGUCUGUCCGGAUGCUCAGAACCCGAUGUAAAAUUCGCAAGGUACCAAAGUCAGCCGUCAAGGCCUCAAGACUACCCCGCGAGCAGAUCAAAAAAGAGCCUCAGCCAGAGGUGAUGAGCUCUACAGCAUGUCAUGCGCCUGUUGCAAAAAUGGGCAUCAAUGUGCAAAUCGAGGAUGAAGACCUGACAUCUUCGUCGUCUGAAAGGGUUGCUCCACAGGCGAGUUCCCCUAAACCUAGGUUGUGCAAAGCUCGCACAAUUCAGCAUGGGCUGCCUUUCUAUGACUCGCCAUCGCCAAAACAAAAACGCCACAACUCGGCCCAGGAAAACUGGAGUACGCAACCAGCAAACCUAACGCAAGACCCUACCGUCUUUACGCACCCAAACUUUUUUGGCUCCUGGAUGCAGAGCUUCCCCAGCCAAGAAUUCGUACGCCGCCAGUACGAUCAUGAAGCGACUGCCUCUCAGGUAGUCGCAAAUCCAAUGCGUCCGAACGGAGCAUUUAACCGCAGCCCUCCAGCCGGGCCCGUCGCAACAAGGGUGGAACACGCCCGUCACCCAGCGUUUGCCGGGUCUUCAUCAGGCCUGGUCGGAGCUUUCCCCAGAGACACCGACUACUCGAGCUGGCAGACUGACGACCCCUGGAACGCUCAAGCGGAAUCUUCAAUGUAUUCGGCCGUCCCUGGUCCCAGCACCUCUCUUCUGCCAUGUACGAAUGGCUCCUUUAGCAAUGGCUAUAGCGGCGCAAAUUUCUCCAGCGGCCUGCCAUUGGACAUCUGGAAUGAUGGGAACCAGACUGGAAUGCCACCGUACCAUCAAGGCGUUGACGAGGACGUACAACACUGCCUCAACCUACAGGCAGUCGGUAUGCCAUGGUACGAGCCCUUGAGUUUGAACACACCAUCCAGUGGUAAUCCAGCUCUGGCAAACCAAGUCUUGCCCACUGGUUUCCGCCCCCAUACCUCGUUGGACGCCGAGCACAAGUUUGAGCCGGUCUUCCAGGAUCAACAACAGCUCUGA
Molecule: messenger RNA, 2283 nt
Organism: Letharia lupina
Lineage: Eukaryota; Fungi; Ascomycota; Lecanoromycetes; Lecanorales; Parmeliaceae
Exons: 4
Coding region: 1-2283 (760 amino acids)
Source: RefSeq, a predicted model, not a curated record